AUGAUGGAAGAACUUUUUAAAAUUUUGUUUGAACUGGUAAAAAUAGGUGAUGAAGAAAUUCAAAAUUAUUUAAAAGAAAGAAUAAUUGAUGAGAAAUAUGAAAUAGAAAAAAAUGGUGUAGAUUAUUUUUAUGAUUUGGUUUGUUCUUAUGCUGAUGAUAAAAUAAAGAGAAGUAAAAUUGCAAAUAUUUUUAAUAAACAUUUUAAAAAUGAUAAUAUACAAAAUGGAAGUAAUCCAAAUAAUAUCCCUAAUCAACAUGUUUUAAGUAUACAAAAUAACAAAAAUCUUGAGAAACUAGAAGAAGUCUUUAAUUUUAAAGAAUAUUGGAAAGAUAAAGAUAUGUCAAAUUAUAGUGAUCCCUUUUUAGGUGUAUAUGAAAAACAAAUAAAUUAUAAUACUAGUGUCCCAAUAAGUGAAAGCUUAAAAAUAUCGAAAGAAAAAGAAAAACAAAAACAGAAACAACUAAACUUAUUUAAAGAAUGGGUUAAAAAUAAACCUAAAAUCCCACAACCAGUAAGGGUACAUAAUUUAUUACACUGUAGUGAUGUAGGUAAAAAUAAAACAAAAAUUGAUAAAUUGUAUGAUAUAAGAAUUGAUAAUUUCAAUAUAAGUAUCGGACAAAGAAGCUUAUUAAGUGAUACUACCUUAAAAAUAAAUGUUAUGAAUAAAUAUGGACUUAUAGGGAAAAAUGGUAUCGGAAAAAGUACCCUGCUAGCCAAAUUAGCAAGAUACGAAAUUGAAGAAAUAAAAAAAGAUAUUAGCAUAGCGUGCAUUGAACAGGAAUUAUGUCUUGAAAAUGUGACCGUUUUAGAAUCUGUAUUAAUGGUUGAUAAAUUAAGACAUGAUCUGUUGUUAGAACUUGAACAACUGGAAGCACGAAAAAUUAAAUUAGACCCAAACGAAGAAAUAUUAAGCAAUGAAACGGAAGAAAAAAAUACACAAAAAAAUGAUACAAAAAAUAAUAAACAUAAUAAAAAUAAUAAAAAUGUUGAAAAUAUGGAACCUAUCGAAACUGUUGAAAGUAUAGAACAAAAAAUAUUAGAUAUAUAUGAAAAAUUAAAUAGCAUUUCCUAUUUAGAAGCUGAAAAAGAAGCAAGCAAAAUUUUAUGUGGAUUAGGUUUUGAUUCAAAUUUACAAAAAAAAAAAGUAAACUCCUUAAGUGGGGGUAUGAAAAUGAGAUUAUGCUUAAGCCGUAUCUUAUUUAGUAAUAAUGAUAUCAUAUUAUUAGACGAACCAACGAACCAUUUAGAUAUUUACACUAUACAAUUCUUAAUUGAUUAUAUAAAAAAAUUAAAUAAAACUUGUAUUAUUGUUUCACAUGAUAGAGAUUUUCUAAACGAAGUGUGUACAGAUAUUAUUCAUUUCCAUAAUCAUCAAUUAACCUAUUAUUCAGGAAAUUAUGAUCAAUUUGAAAAAACCAGAAUUGAACACUUAUUACAACAACAAAGGGAACAUGAUUCUCUCGAAUUAAAAAAAAAACAUGUUCAAAAAUUUAUAGAUAGAUUUAGAUAUAAUUCAAAAAGAGCAGCCUUAGUUCAAAGUAGAAUCAAACUCUUAAAUAAAUUACCCGUUGUCAAUUUAGAGAAAGAAGAUACUCCAUUCAGCUUUUCCUUUUUAGAACCUUUUUAUAUGUCGAAUGUACUUAUCAAAUUAAAAAAUGUUUCCUUUAGAAAUAAAAUGUUUACAAAUCUUCGUGUAAGAAAAAACAAAAAUAUUUUAAUAGGAGACCAUGAAAAUGAAACGAAUGAAGAAACGUACGAAGAUGAAAAUGAACUAGAUAAUAAUGGACAGCCUGUUUCAAAAACAUACGAAGAUAAAUACAAAUUUAAACAUGAAUACCUAUUCAAAAAUGCUUCUUUUGAAGUAGAUAUGGACUCUCGAAUAGCAAUUUGUGGUGUUAAUGGUAGUGGAAAAACAACAUUAAUUAAAAUUAUUUUAAAUUUAAUAACAGUUUAUGAAGGAGAAUUACAUGUUAGUAAUAAAGCAAAUAUAGGAUAUUAUUCACAAUAUCAUGUUGAUUGUUUGAACCCUAUUUAUAAUUCAAUUCAACAAUUACAAUAUACCUAUUCCAAUAAAAAUAUAAAAGAAGAAGAAGCUAUAAAAUAUUUUAAUAAAUUUAAUAUACCAACAAAUAUUUUAUACGAACCUAUUUAUGUUUUGUCGGGAGGUCAAAAAAGUAAACUAGCACUAGCUAUUUUAGCUUACAAAAAUCCAAAUGUUCUAAUUUUAGACGAACCGUCAAAUCACCUUGAUAUUGAAUCAGUGCAAGCAUUAAUUGUAGCUUUGAAUAUGUACAAAGGAGGACUUAUUAUUAUCAGUCACGAUACCUAUUUAAUAAAACAUGUAGCAGAUGAAAUUUAUCACAUAAAUAAUAUAACUAAAGAACUUGUCAAAAUAGAUUAUGAAUUUGAUAAAUAUACACAGUUAUUACUUAACAAUAAAAUAUAA
Plasmodium falciparum 3D7 is the source of this 2448-nucleotide messenger RNA. It is a transcript of the gene GCN20, whose product is annotated as ABC-F family ATP-binding cassette domain-containing protein. The record is from RefSeq and is a predicted model, not a curated record. Gene Ontology annotation, biological process: transmembrane transport. NCBI's taxonomy places the organism in Eukaryota, Apicomplexa, Aconoidasida, Haemosporida, Plasmodiidae. Gene Ontology annotation, molecular function: ATP hydrolysis activity; nucleotide binding; ATP binding.